Messenger RNA from Spathaspora passalidarum NRRL Y-27907, 622 nucleotides. RefSeq lists its product as uncharacterized. The transcript has a single exon. The record is from RefSeq and is a predicted model, not a curated record. Lineage: Eukaryota; Fungi; Ascomycota; Pichiomycetes; Serinales; Debaryomycetaceae. The annotation marks the transcript as partial.
ACCUACACCAUACUACAAAAAAGAACAACAGCAACACAGAGUCAUUUCAUUCUUGUGUUUCUUGUUGGUUACCGGAUUUUGCAUACUUAUUCUACUCUUCAAUUUACAAACCAUGCCAUCACAAGCACAGAAGAGUAGCCCAUGGCUAGCAUUUGGUGAGGAUGAACAUGCUGAAGACAAGAUAGUAAAUACGCCAGACUUUGUGCCAGUUGCACCACCACCACCAGUUCAAAAUCAUAAGCAAGUUAUAUUACAAUCCAAGGAUCCUAGUAUUGAAUCAAAUUUAAAAGAAAUAUUCUCCAUAAAUCCAAUUAUUAUAUUAUCUACAAAUGAAGUCAUGGAUGAAUUUGAAUCAGUGCUUUUAAACUUAAACAUACAUCCCAAGCCAAAAGUCAUAAAUUUGUUAAAACAUCCAAACUUUGCCAAUAUAAUGGAAUAUUUGAAGAAUAUCAAUGGCAAUAAUAUUCCAAGGUUGUUUAUUGGUGGGUUUCCUAUAGGGACCGACACCGAGAUAUUAGAAAUGAAUAGGCAGAAUCGGUUGGUUUAUUACUUGAAAGAGAAAGGUCGGGGAUUGAUAUCCAUUGAAUAGUUUAUAGUUUAGUCUAGCAAUGAAAUGUAUAUG